Molecule: messenger RNA, 1678 nt
Organism: Cuscuta europaea
Lineage: Eukaryota; Viridiplantae; Streptophyta; Magnoliopsida; Solanales; Convolvulaceae
Source: the annotation of a GenBank genome assembly
CUCACUUCUCAUCCUAUCCUCUUCUGCUCUCCCUUUGAUCUCUCAAUCUCAUUAUUUCAUAUCUAUAUAUUUUAUUAAAUUAAUUAUCAAAUACUUAUUUUAUUAUUUUUUCUUUUGAAAAAUAUAUAUUAUCAAAACACCGGAAAUUAGCCGAUCAUCAAUCAUGUUAUCUAGAGACGCUCUCCGUACGGUUGUCGGUGUCAUCGGUAACGUGAUUUCGUUCAUCUUGUUCUUAUCACCCAUGCCAACAUUUGUGACGAUAUGCAAGAAGAAAUCGGUGGAGCAGUUCUCGGCGGUGCCAUACUUGGCGACGUUCAUAAACUGCGCUCUGUGGGUGCUCUACGGGCUUCCGAUGGUGCACCCACACAGCCAGCUGGUGGUGACCACCAACGGCAUCGGCCUCGCCAUCGAGAUCGUCUACCUCCUCCUCUUCCUCAUCUUCUCCGACUCCAAGAAACGCCUCCGCCUAUUCCUCAUCAUCCUCGCCGAGAUCAUCUUCGUCGCCGUACUCGCCGUACUUGUCCUCACUCUCGCCCCUAACUGGAAGCUCCGGUCCGCCAUUGUUGGUAGCAUUUGCAUGGCUGGAAAUAUCAUGAUGUACGCCUCUCCAUUAGCUGUCAUGAAACUGGUGAUCACCACAAAGAGCGUGGAGUACAUGCCAUUUUUCCUCUCUCUCUUUUCCUUUGCCAAUGCUAUUUGCUGGACUACUUAUUCCUUCAUUCGGAUUGACCCUUAUAUUCUGGCACCAAACGGAAUGGGAGGAAUACUGGGGCUGGCCCAAUUGAUAUUAUACGCGAUGUUCUACAAAUCAACCCAGAAGAUACUCGCAACGAAACAGGCCGAAGGAGAUAUCGGGCUGACCAAGGGAGGAGAGACCAAAGCAGCCCAACUGGAGCCUUGAAAUGAAAUAAGAAGUGAAGAAUGGGUUUAGGUUUUUCAAUGUUUGCCCUAAAGUUUAUGUUUGUUUGUUUUCAACCCCCACCCCCAAUUAUGAUUGGAAGUAGGUAAAUGUAACUUUUUCAAAAAACAUGAAAAGACAAAUUCUGGGCAGGGUAAGGAACUUGCCUGUUGCUUUCAUUCUCCCAUUAAUUUCUUUUCUCCAAUUCUGGGUAAUACUCCAUAAAUCAAUCAAGUCGAUCAGUUUGGUCAGGUAAAAUCUGGAACAAUAAUGAAUUGAAACUCAUUUGCAAGUUGCAACGACAGACCUGAUGUGACUGCAAUUCCAACCUCAUCGAUGGCUAUGAUCGAUAAUGCAUAAUGGAAUGGAACCACUUUAUACAAUGUGGCAAAUUUGAGAUUUGCCACUACCUAGAAUCUAGAGAUGACUGACUGAAAGGGUCAAGAUUGGAGUAACCCAAAUCCAAUCUGGCUUUCAACACCCAAACCCAUUCUUGCUCACUUACCUUAAAUGUUUGGGAGUUUGAAAGGAAUGGCAGCGGAAAGUUUUGGAAUUAAGUCAUUGGAAGGGAAGGAGAUGGAAAGGGUUGAAACCCUUCUUGUUUGGGAGUAUCAAGUUUGAAAAGAAAUGUUUUGAAUGAAUAGUAGUUAAAAUCACUUCACAUAUAUGACAAAUUCAAAUAAUUGAGUUUAUAUUUAUUUAAAAUGGAGCUAAAAUUGUCAUUUAAUUAAUUAUACUUCAAAAUCCGCAAUUUGGGAGAUUGAAAAUUGAGCAUUUGAA